Molecule: messenger RNA, 714 nt
Organism: Benincasa hispida (wax gourd)
Lineage: Eukaryota; Viridiplantae; Streptophyta; Magnoliopsida; Cucurbitales; Cucurbitaceae
Source: RefSeq, a predicted model, not a curated record
AUGGCCAACUUCUCUCAUAUCUUCCUUCUCCUCUUCACAUUUUUGGUUCCUAAAGCUUUAGCAAUAACCAAUUAUACGGUCGGAGAUAAGAGUGGUUGGACCACUGGAGUUGACUUCUCGUCUUGGACUAUUGGCAAAACCUUCUUUGUUGGCGAUAAUCUCAUAUUCAAGUAUGAGAAAGGGAAGCACAACGUCUUAGACGUGGACGUCUCCUCGUUCUCGCAGUGCACUACGCCAAAAGACAAGCAGCCAAUGGUUACCGGAAACGAUGUCGUUUUAUUGACUACUCCCGGAAUCAAAUGGUUCAUUUGUACCAUUGCCGACCACUGUAACUCCGGCCAAAAGCUUGUCAUUUCAGUGGAGUCGACCCCGCCGCCCAUCCCCACACAGGCUCCUCCAACGCCGCCCGCCGACGGACAGGAUCCUCCACCGCCGUCGUCUCUUCCACCGGCGAUCUCCCCCUCUCUGCCGCCACCGCCACCGCCGCCACCCGCCUCUCCUCCUUCAAUGCCACCGCCUGGUCGGAACCAAACUGCCCCACGUCUACCAAUCGCUCCAACUCCAACCGUAAACAUCCCACCAUUGGAAUCCCCUGUUUCAAGCCCCACCGCUGCUGCUCCGCCGCCGUCCGGAGCUGCCGCGAAAUCCACUGUUUCCGGCUAUCUUGGGUUUUUGGCAGUGGCGAUUGGCGUUCUUGCUGGGAUUAUGAUAUAA